AUGAAUCACCGCACCACGCUGUUUGUGUACAGCAACGAAAAGGCGGUUUUUGACGCACUAGGCGGCAAAGACAAGGUCGUUGUUCCGGCGUCGAAGGCGUCGCCGCUCGCCAGGGAAGACCGCAUCGAGAUAGACGUCUCCCUGCUGAAACCAGAGUACCGCGACAUUCUGGGCAGGCUGCAGCUGCUCAACGUCCAGCUGGGCAGGAAACGCAACGAGGAACCGCAGUUUACGAUCUUCAGCGACCACGAGAGCCAGCCGGCAGGGGUGCGUAUCGACGUUGCUCCGCAAACAGCCCGCACCAUGGCCCAGUACGAGAAAUUGUCGCGGCUGGCUGUGGAGAUGGUUCUGCAGCUGAUCCGUGUGGACACGAAAACCACGCCCUACUUUUUCGAGGAAUGGUACCGGGCGUAUGUUUUCGAAGAGCCAGAUCUGGAAGUGUCCGCCUUGAGCAUAUGGAACACGCUGGUUGGGGAAGCGUUACCGCUAUCUUUGGCGGAACUACAACAGGCGGCGUCUCUGGAGCUUAUUCUUGAUGGAGACAAGCUGCGAUUCCUGUUUUACUGGCCUUUGGUUGACCGCCGACUGGAGUUCGCCAGAGACACGCGGGAGAUCGGCGUGUUCUAUCUGGACUCUCUGCCGGGCGACUACGACCUGAGCAUCAGCGGGGUGCGUGUUCGCGGCGACUCCAAGUUUGUGCCGACGUCGCUGUAUGUAAACUCGUUCCACACGCAGCUUCCGGGCGUUUCCGCCGAACACGUCUUUGUGGAGCCUACAGGGUUGCAUCCAAGGUACAAGGUGAGAGUUUCAGGCGAGAACGAGGCUCCAAGAUCGACGUGUCGCCUGAUUUUUGACUUGGACAUUCCGUCGACGUAUAUUGUCGACAGGUACCAGUUGGCGUGGGAUGAUGACAUUUUCAGGAACGUGUCGGUUUUCGGCAGCAGCGACUUGGAAUUGCCAAGCUAUAAAGUUUCUGAAGGCUGCUCGCUGCGUGUGGAAUUGGCCCCCGACGCGCGCGAGUUCGAGAUACCGCUGCAUCUGCGGUACGGCGAGCCAUUGCGCGGUGUAAAACCGGUCGGGCUGGCUGCGGGAGAUCUCUAUUGGGACUGUGAGACCGAUCCCGAGACAGACUCCCUAAUCCGAGGCAGCUUCAUGCACGAAAAUCGAAUAUUGGAACGCACACACUGGCAGAUGUUCCAUGUUGGCAGCCAGGGCCCAAACUACCUGGAGGCUUUGCUGCCCGUGGGGGACGUGCGCGAGAGCCGUGUGGUGGAGGGCGGCACGCUGGCGCUGGUGUCUGUUUUCGCCGUAUGGCUUGCCAAACUGUUUUGGCAGAUUUGA
Molecule: messenger RNA, 1341 nt
Organism: Ogataea angusta
Lineage: Eukaryota; Fungi; Ascomycota; Pichiomycetes; Pichiales; Pichiaceae
Exons: 1
Coding region: 1-1341 (446 amino acids)
Biological process (GO): protein processing; GPI anchor biosynthetic process
Cellular component (GO): glycosylphosphatidylinositol-mannosyltransferase I complex; endoplasmic reticulum membrane
Molecular function (GO): mannosyltransferase activity
Source: RefSeq, a predicted model, not a curated record